AGAGAAAAGAAAAGGAUGAAAAGAAUGUUUCGUCCUUUAGCUUUGCAUUAUUCGGAGAGAGAGAUGUUGUUAUCUGUGGGUAUUUGUGGUGUUCUGUUGUGCUACCUUUUCCCUUCUCUUAUUUCCAACCUCAAACUACAAUCCAACACACCACACGUUCUCUUCUGCAACCUAUGAAAAUAUCUUCCUCCAUUACCAUUUUCACUCAUCAUGCUCAACUAACUUCUCCUCUCUUUUCUCUUUCCUCACAUCAACUAUUUCCAAUCCCAAAUGGAUCAACAACAAUACCCAAUACCUCGCCCUAACAAACCCUCCAUUGCAGACGACGAGAUCAUGGAGCUCUUAUGGCAAAACGGCCAAGUCGUCACACAGACUCAAAACCACCGUUAUCUCAGAAAACCACCGCCAGGGACCGAUUCCACUCGCGGCGGAACUUUAUCGGCGAAGGAGGAAAACUAUAAUCAACAUCUAUUCAUGCAAGAAGGUGAAAUGGCUUCGUGGCUUCACUAUCCAAUCAACGAUGAUGACGAUUCUCCCUUCGAUCAAACCUUCUCUGCCGAUUUCCUCAACCCGCCGCCGACGGUUAACAACAACCGUAUCAUGCAAAAUCCUCACCACACGUCUCAACUGACGGAGCUCCGGCAGACUCCAAUGUCGGCGGUUCCUCCUCGUCCUCCGAUUCCGCCGCCGAGGAAGCUCGAUCAAGUGCCGCAGAACUUUGCGUACUUUGCGAGGCACAGUGUUAGGACAGAGCCAGGACCGUCUUCGAUUUCGAGAACUGCUGUGAAUGAAUCAACGGGGGUAGAUUCGUGCGACACGCCUGCUGUGCAACCGGUUUCGGAAACAGUUAGAAGUUCGGCGGAGCUAACGGAAGGAGGAACCGGUUUGGAGGCGCCUUCUAUGACGUGUGAUGAACCGGGCGGUUCGAGUAGUAGUGGAGAAGCGGUUCGGAAGGUAGCGGAGCAGGAGCGAAAGAGGAAGGGAAGGGAAGCGGAGGAAUGGGAGGAUCAAAGCGAGGAUGUUGAUUUUGAAUCUGCGGAAGCCAAAAGAAAUAUCUGUGGAUCAUCAUCAUCUGUAAAGAGAUCUCGUGCUGCUGAGGUCCAUAAUCUCUCCGAGAGGAGGCGUCGUGAUCGGAUUAAUGAAAAGAUGAAAGCUCUUCAAGAACUGAUACCUCGAUGUAAUAAGUCUGACAAAGCUUCUAUGCUGGAUGAAGCAAUUGAAUACUUGAAGUCACUGCAGUUACAAGUGCAGAGAGUACAACUUAUGCAGAUGAUGUCCAUGGGAUGUGGCAUGGUACCUAUGAUGUUUCGUGGAAUUCAGCAGUAUAUGCCAACAAUUGGAAUGGGAAUGGGGAUGAGUAUGGAAAUGGGAAUGAACAGACCGGUAAUGCCAUUUCCCAAUAUGUUAACCGGUCUGGCUUUGCCUGCAGCUGCUGCUGCUCAUUUGGGACCAAGGUUUCCUAUGCCUCCUUUCCACGUGCCGCAAGUUCCUACACCUGAUUCAUCUAGAACACAAGCAGCUAAUCAGUCAGAUGUUAAUGUGCUCACCUCAGUUGGAACACCUGAUCCAAAUCAUUCAUGCAUUCCAAACUUCACCGAUCCUUAUCAACAAUACCUUGGUCCCCACCAGAUGCAGUUUCAAUUAAUGCAGAAUCAGGCAAUAAACCAACCAAACAAUAACAAGCCAGGUAUCAGUAGGCCCCCUGAGAAUCCUGAAACGCGCCAGUCAGAACCAAUUUAUCUUCAAUUCAAAUUUGUAUCAAAUAUGUGGCUGCUUUUGAGUAUCUCAAUUUUUUUCUUGAUGAUGGAUGUUCAGGAGAUAAAUGAUGAUUUGAUAGUUACAAUAAAGGGCUGAUUAUUCAAGUGGUGCUUCUUAUUAUUGUAUAGCUGUUACCACUAGCUCUCAACAUGGUAGUAUAUUAUUGUUAUAUUUUCUGCCACCACCCAUACUACAGCAUGCCAAGUUUUGUAGUGUAACGGAACGAACAUUUUAGCAGUUCUCAGUUGCAAGCUAAUCUAUACACAGCUAACAUGUAAAUUAUUGUCACUUAGUUUUCUCUCUUUUUUGUCUUCCUCUUUAUCCUGUCUUAAAUUUUCACAGUUACUUCAUGUGUAUGUAAUGCUUUAAAGAAAUCCUGAGAAGUGUGAUCCUACACAGUUACUUCAUGUCAAAAGAAAAAAAAAAAAAAAUAUUUUACCUUUAUAUAUUAAACACGGUGGAAAUUAUUCCAAAUGAUUUUGUGGCA
Molecule: messenger RNA, 2245 nt
Organism: Cicer arietinum (chickpea)
Lineage: Eukaryota; Viridiplantae; Streptophyta; Magnoliopsida; Fabales; Fabaceae
Product: transcription factor PIF1-like
Biological process (GO): regulation of DNA-templated transcription
Cellular component (GO): plasma membrane
Molecular function (GO): protein dimerization activity; DNA-binding transcription factor activity
Source: RefSeq, a predicted model, not a curated record